CGUUUUCGUUUUUUGCUUUCGCAGUCGUCGUCAUUAUUAGUUCUAAAACUGUGAAAAAUUCCAAGUGACUGAUGUAAAAGUGAAAAAAUAUGGCGAGUCUUGUGGGCGAACAGCAAAUUUCAUCAAAUAAUCAAGAAGCUGAACCAGUUCAGAAAAUCGAAAGUCGAGAAGGCAGUGUCGAACGCAAAGUGUGUAAAGACCGUGACGAGAAGCUAAAGUUUGCACGGGAUCGUCAAAAUGAAGAAAGACAAAGAAAAAUCGAAGAGCUAAGGGCGCAGGCGGAAGCGGCGCAACGAUAUCGCGAACAAAAAGAAGAGGAACGUCGCCGUCGCAUAGAGGAGAUAAGGCAACGCGACACGGAGAAGCGGCAUCAGGUCGAAGAACGUAAACGCGCCAUAACCGAGGCGGAAAAGGAGCGCCGGGAAUAUAUAUUGCGGAAGAAUCAGGAACGCGAUUCCCGCUUGGAAACAAAGAAAGGCCCCCGCAAUACAGUUGCCUUUGCCUUUGGCUCGUCGACACCACGCCUACUAGAGCCCGAUUUUGGACUGGUAUCGCCAAGCACUUAUUUGGGUCAUCGACGGUAAGUUUUCGAAGAAACUG
Molecule: messenger RNA, 600 nt
Organism: Rhagoletis zephyria (snowberry fruit fly)
Lineage: Eukaryota; Metazoa; Arthropoda; Insecta; Diptera; Tephritidae
Product: ensconsin-like
Biological process (GO): microtubule cytoskeleton organization
Cellular component (GO): microtubule cytoskeleton
Source: RefSeq, a predicted model, not a curated record